AUACAAUUUGCUAAGCUGCAUAUCCUUUUGAAUGCACAAGAUGGCAAAGUCGCAUGUAGUUUCCAAUGUCCCUUCUGUAGUUUCCAAGUUACUACUAUUGGGUAUCCUCAUGGCUACCAUUACCACAACAGGUGCCCAGAUUGGUGUUUGUUAUGGAGAUGUUGCAGACAACUUACCCCCCGCAAGAGAAGUAAUAUCACUUUACAACCAAAAUAACAUCAAAAGGAUGAGGAUUUAUUAUCCUAAACGUGAUGCUCUCGAAGCUCUUAGAGGCUCCAACAUCGAGCUCAUGCUUGGUGUCGAAAACGAACGCCUUCAGGCAAUUGCUUCUAACCAGGCCAGUGCUGAUGACUGGGUCCAAAGAAAUGUGGUAGCUUAUGGAAAUGUCAAUAUCAAAUACCUUGCGGUUGGGAAUGAAAUAGAAUCAGGUCCCUUUGCACAAUAUGUUGGCCCUGCCAUGGAGAAAAUCCAAAAUGCAAUUUCCAGGGCUGGUCUUGCAAACAGAAUCAAAGUCUCCACGGCUGUUCAUCCUGUAAUUCUCCAAGAAUCGUACCCUCCAUCAAAAGGAUCAUUCCGGCAGGACCACAGAGCAUUUCUUGAUCCUGUCAUCGGUUUCCUAGUCCGAAAUAAAUCUCCAUUGCUUCUAAAUAUGUACCCUUACUUUAGCUACAUUUCAAACCGAGGAAGCAUUAGCCUUCAGUAUGCUGUUUUUACAUCUCCAUCAGUUGUGGUUCAAGAUGGACAAUAUGGCUACCAGAACCUGUUUGAUGCACUUCUUGAUGCACAUUACGCUGCGUUAGAGAAGGCCGGCGGUGGUUCUUUGAGAAUAGUAGUAUCGGAGACUGGUUGGCCCUCCGCUGGUGGUGAUGGUCAAGUAACUACAAAGGAGAAUGCGAGAGUUUACAACUCGAAUGUGAUCAAGCAUGUCAAGGGUGGUACACCAAGGAGACCUGGAUCUCCAAUUGAAACCUACUUGUUUGCCAUGUUCAAUGAGAACCUAAAACGUGGAGACAGGACUGAGAAUAAUUUCGGCCUCUUUUACCCAAACAAAAGUCCUGUUUAUCCUCCCAUCAACUUCAACUGAGAGUACGUUCUCUAUAACUAGGUAUAUAAGCACGUACUUCUGUUGUGAAACGAUGCUUACGCAGAAAUAAAAACUAGGUUUUCCUAGUUAGUUGGCAAUAGCAAAACAUACGUAUGUUGUAU
Fragaria vesca subsp. vesca is the source of this 1206-nucleotide messenger RNA. Its product is annotated as glucan endo-1,3-beta-glucosidase, basic isoform-like. Gene Ontology annotation, cellular component: plasma membrane. Lineage: Eukaryota; Viridiplantae; Streptophyta; Magnoliopsida; Rosales; Rosaceae. The coding region runs from base 32 to 1084 and encodes 350 amino acids. Gene Ontology annotation, molecular function: hydrolase activity, hydrolyzing O-glycosyl compounds. The record is from RefSeq and is a predicted model, not a curated record. Gene Ontology annotation, biological process: carbohydrate metabolic process. The transcript has 2 exons.